Phytophthora sojae is the source of this 3526-nucleotide messenger RNA. RefSeq lists its product as hypothetical. The transcript has 2 exons. Gene Ontology annotation, cellular component: cytoplasm; nuclear membrane. Gene Ontology annotation, biological process: protein import into nucleus. Bases 419 to 3526 code for a protein of 1035 amino acids. The record is from RefSeq and is a predicted model, not a curated record. NCBI's taxonomy places the organism in Eukaryota, Oomycota, Peronosporomycetes, Peronosporales, Peronosporaceae.
CCCUCCUCCACGGAGUUACCGCAAAAGGCGAAGAAGGCAGCCCCUCCUGCUGCAGUUGAAGCUGCUGCACCAGUCCGCCACUGCCGCGACCGCGCUCUCAAGAGGCCUGCGCGCAGAAUCGAUCUUUCUAGCCUGCUGAGAAAAGAGACGGGUCGGCCCGAAUUCCGGCCGCGAGACCCACCCAACCCGCCGCGCUGCUUCCUUCAGCCUGGCGCACACUGCCGCAAUUAGCCUGCGGUCAUCCUCGCUCUGAUUGGAUCUACCGUUCGCUCGCUCGCUGUCUAUUGUUAUCGGUCUGCUGGCUGUGCUAAGAAGGCUCUGACCUCGCAGUCGCGAAAACCAGCGCCAACUGACGGAAAAGACCCCAAGCGUGACGACACUGCUUCCUUCCGGCACAACCUCUACAACCCCAGAAGCUAUGGAGGUGGCGGUGGUCUCAGAAGCCGUCGUGUCCGAGGCGUUGCACCAGCUCUACAGCCCGCUGAGCUCGCCGCGGGUGCGUCGUCGUGCUGACUCACUGCUGCAGCAGUUCCAGCGCUCGCCCGAGGCUGCGCAGACCGCGCUGGGCGUGCUGCAGGCGCCUAUUGUUGACACGGGGAACGCCGAGCACAAUGCGUUGCUGCGAGCCAAGCGCGCGUUUGCUGCGUCGACGAUCUACUUCACGGUGGCCUCGUACAUUCGCAAGUACAAGAUGGACGACCCGGCCAACUGGACACCGGAAGAUCGUGCUCAGCACGAGGUGCUGGUGAAGGACUUCGGGCAGAUGGCUCAAGAUGUGUGGAAUGUGCUGACGGGGCCGAACGGAACCCACGAGGAACUGAACGUGCAAACCCACUUGGCGCUGACGAUCGCUGUCAUCCUGCUGCGCUUCCACGAGCCGCAGGGCGACAGCACAGUCGUCGGAGCAGUGGAGUGGCUCGUGCAGAACCAGCAGCACCCGGUGAGUGACAACGUGACGGCUGCGCUAACUAAUUUUGCAGUGCUGCUGACGCUGAAGGUCAUCCCAGAGGAGGUUGACAACAAGCGAGUCAAGUUUACAAAGGUGAAACGUGCUCAAUGCGAAGACAUGGUUCAACAGUGUGCCGCACACGUGGUCCGGAGUGUGCUGCCGUCGAUCGCUACAGCUAUUGAUGCGAGUGAAGACCAAGUGCAGUUGCGGGGCCUGUUGUUGCAAGCUUUUGCGAGCUGGGUGGAGCAUGGAACGGUAUUGCCAGCAGUUAUUAUCGAAUGCGGGAUGCUGGAUCGCGCGUUCCGUGAGUCGUUGGUUCCAGCUGCUUCGGUGUAUGCCCUGCAGGUUGUACGCGAAGUUGUUCGCGCCUGUCGCCAUGAUGAGCACGUGCAGCUCAUGGAAAUGGUGAUGCACAACUUUGUGAUGCUAGGAAAGCACCUCCAGGAGCGCAUGGCUGCGUCAGCGAAAAGUAUGGACUUUUGUCUUGCUGACUGCGCGAGAGCGAUAUCGGAGUGCGGACAAGCGUUCAUCGUCUAUUUUGUUGACUACACGCUCGACAUGCGUCCCGGGUCUCUCGUUUACGAAUUUUUGGACACUAUUCUCUACUUCACGUCGUUGAACAACCUGGACAUCUCGAACGAGACGAUGGAGUUUUGGAUUAAUUUCCGCACGUACAUAUCUGGAAAGCACGAGCAACGCAUGUACGUGUUUGAAACGUUCAUCUCGCGGUUGCUGGUCAUCCUGAUAGAGCGAACGCAGUAUCCCGAGGGUUUUGAAGCCUUUCCAGAAGCAGCGAAGGAGCUUUUCUUCCUGUACCGAAGCGAAGUGCGCAAUGUGUUCCGAGCCCUUGCCACUGUCACGGUCGCUAGUGAGGACAAGUUCAUUGUAGAUGCUAUUCAUGCGAUCUUCCAACAGUACGAAGCCGCCGAGUCGGGAGCGCCUUUGCCGCCGGAUUGGUGGCGACGCACGGAAGUGUAUGUGCACGCAUUAAGCGCGCUGUCAAAAUCGAUUCGUGAAGAAGACACGUCGCUCGUUCCAAGGCUGUUCGAAUGUUUGUCGCGAAAAGAGCCCUCGCACCGCGCGCUCUCGCGCACAGUCACCAUCUUCCUUGGUGUAGCCGGUCAUUGGUUUGCCCGCCAUCCAAAGUACUUGGGGACAUACGCUUUCCAAAUUGUGUCGAAUGGCUUCGAGCUCUCCGAGGACGGUUCUGGUAUCCCUUUUAGUCAACAUGGUCUAGAAGAUCACGUGGGUGCUGUUGCCCUCCGCAAACUGACGCUUCGCUGUGGCUCGCACUUCUUCAAUCCGCUGUGGAUGGACGCACUGGUGAACCUGUACCGCUCGAACCGCGCUGCAGUAGGGGGACCGUCGCCGCCAUGCUUGACGGGGAAUAGCGCGAAGCUUAUUGUCGACUCGAUCUGCCAUGUUCUCACGACGGUGUCGUACAAGGAUGCACUUCCUGUAGUGGAGGAGCUUGGAACGAUCAUGUUCUCGGACCUUGCUUCGCGCUACAGCCAACUAAAUCCUGACGACGAAGGCUCCAUCGAGUUCCUGUGCGAAAUGUUCAACCAUCUCCUCGUGUUGGCCACACGGAUUCCUCUCCAGAUGGACCAAGAGGUCCCGCAUCCAGUGCUGUGCGUGUUGCAGAAGCAGUGGGAGGUGUUGGCGACCAUUUUGAGCGUGUACGGCUGCUGCGAGGAGGUCAUUGAACCAUUUUGUGCGCUGCUAGUAGGUGUUUUUGAAUCAUUGCGAUCUCAAGCUUUGGAACUGGCAUCCGCAAUCAUGCCAGUAUUGCUGGAACAAUUCUCGCGGAGCCAUGACGGUAGCUAUCUAAGCGUGAUCAAAAGUAUCAUCGGGUGUGCUGGUGAUGACGAGGCUACAGCAGUGAGCUUAACGCGCGUGAUGGUGAUUGUCAGCGAAAGCUCCAUGAGCAAAAUUGCGGCAGACGGCAGUGUUGAUGAGCACCCUGGAUUGACGGCCGCGUUGUUUUCUCUGGUGGCCACGUGCGGCACGCACCACCCGUCAAUUCUAGUACAGUCGAAUCAGUUGGAGGGUGUGCUGGCAUUAGCGCUACACGCUUUCAAGUCGCAGAACCCCGAAGUUGGAGCCGCAACACUCGACUUUCUGCUCGAGUUGGGGUCGCUCUACGGUCAAAUCCUGCGCACCCCGGAAGCUUUACUGCAGGGACCCGAGUUUGCCGGGAAACUCCUACUUCACCAGCAGAUCCAAACGCUGUUCUUCGAGAAGGACGUGCAAUACCACGUCCUCUUCGCACUCUUCAACGCCGCUGCAGGGGGCAUGUCGCCGAACUUGAUGGACAAGAUCGCGGAGGUCGUUCGGUCAUGCUGGGUGUACUUUGGCCGGCAGAGAAGUGAAGAGCUGAUCCAUCGGCUCCUAUCCGACAGCAACUUUUUGGGGUCGCAGGUCAGCGAGCGUGCUCGAGCCGAGUUCCUUAAUUACAUCUCCACACCGACUUGUGUGGAAAACUCGCGCAAGUUUAAGCGUGUGCUAAACGCGUUUUGCGACCACUUCAAGCGCAACCUUACGGUUAGUGUGAACGGGGAUGCAAUGCCGUUGUAA